CUGCUGCAAUCAUGUGGAAAAGCAUAGGAUCAGUGGGACCAGCACUGGAGAAAGUGCUGCCAACACUGCUGUGUGUGAUGGAGGACUGGCCUGUGCACAGCGCAUCCACCUCCGAUGGGGAUGACACAGAUGUCUUUGCCCUGGCUGCAACUCUGGUGAUCUGGGUGAUUGUGUCUGAAUGCCACAAGGCCAUGAUCCCUUAUUCUGGGCGACUGUUUGUGGCUCUGCUCUUCCAUAUUGUCAUCACCACACAGCAGAUGCCACCAGAGGAAGCUGGGCACUUUUGGAAAGCAUGUCGGGAGGAACACCGCCUUCCCAGGAAGCCCAGCAGGUUUGCAGUGCAGGCCAUGAAGGCUCUGCUCUACCGCCUGCGGUGUGACAAGGAGGUGAUGGCUGUGGAGCGCAAGCGUGGCUGGGACACGCUGCUGCGUGCUCACACCCAGCACUAUGCCGUGGGUCUGCUGGCCAGGGAGAUGCGCCGUAUCUUUAUCCCCUUUUGUUCCCUCAUUGCAUUACAUCUACUGAAGGAGCUCCACAGGGCGGACCCAUACUGGGAUCUGCCCUUCCUGGCAUUCCUUGUGGAGGUCUUUGAGUGCUUGGACUUGUGUAAAUGUGGUGACAGCAUACUGGAGAUCAUGUCAAGGUGCCUGCAGAGCGAGUGCAGGGAGAGGCGUCGCCUGGCGCUCAGGGCCCUCAUGGUGCUCAGCAAGGAUCCCUUGAGGGCCAGAAGAAUGUGCAGUCUGUCUAAAAACCUUGUGGAGCUGCUGGGUGAUGCAGAUGGAUAUGUUGUCAGCAUGACCCUCUCUGUGCUCACAAAUAUACUUGAGAAUGACCACAUCCUGAUAUCCAGCACCACUGCCCCGCAGCUGGCUGAGGCACUCCUGCCACUCUUUGACUGUGACGACAUCCAUAUGCAGCUGCUCUCCCUAAACCUCUUCUUCAAGGUGAUGGACUUGGUAGUGAAGAAAGGAAAAAAGCCCCUGAAGAGAAUUGUGAAACAGAGCCUGCUGCCACUCUUCUUUCAUUGCCAUGAUGCGAACGAGCGUGUGGCAAAAGCCUCUCGUGAAUUGCUGCUUUGUGUGGUAAGGUUCCUGAGGAGAAGGAAGCUCAAGCAACUACUUAAGAGGGAGAAGAUGUUGAAGUUUGGCACCAGCCUGCUGGCAGAGGACACGAGCCGAGCGGCCGAGCAGCUGCGCCGGGCCCAGCGCUACCUCCAGAGCCCACAGGAGCCCCUGCGAGAGGCGGCCAUCAGGUUCAUGGCCAUUCACACCCGGAAGAAAGGCUGUACAUCCCACUGUAGCAGGAAUAUUCAAGCACAGUUUACAAGUCGAGUUGAAGAAUUAAGUUCAUCUUCAGGAUCCAGUGAAUCAGUGUCCUAA
Passer domesticus (house sparrow) is the source of this 1379-nucleotide messenger RNA. RefSeq names its product maestro heat-like repeat-containing protein family member 6. Lineage: Eukaryota; Metazoa; Chordata; Aves; Passeriformes; Passeridae. The record is from RefSeq and is a predicted model, not a curated record. Gene Ontology annotation, cellular component: cytoplasm. The transcript has 10 exons. The coding region runs from base 12 to 1379 and encodes 455 amino acids.